AUGGCCAUGGCCUCUAUGAGUAUGAUCGAACCAGACUACCGGACCUGGUCCCAUUUUCCUAUCCAACAAGCCCCGAUCUACAGACAAGCACCCUAUACACCACCACCGCCGCCAUACUACACGAUUCCCAAUGCCGGAUGCUCUCCUGCCGUCUCCUUCGUCCCAUACUUCCCUCAGACCCCCGUCCUCAACUCAAUACAACACGUCCACAACGAAUACGACGGGUUCGUAAACGGCGUGAUCAGCGACGUCCUCAUCCGCGUCGACGAUGGCUUUACUUAUAAACACCCCGUACACGAUGAAAAGAUCCUCCCCUCAACCCACUAUGCCCCCUCCACCCCCGAGCCAAACCUCAUGUGGGGAUCCGACGUCUCCUUCGGCCCAAACGGCUACCACCCGGACCCAGCAUCCUCGCCCGAAAUCAAAGCCGAGCAAGACCCAGCCCCUUUAUACGGACUGCAGGUGCAAGAAGUGCCAGCCUGUGAUUCACAAAGCGCAACGCCAUCGCCGAGCCAAACGCCCAAGUUAAAACCCCAGCCCGACCCCGAGACACCGACACCGACACCGACACCGACACCGACACCGACGCCUCCGACUCCGACCCUCCCCUCAGACAACCCAGAAGACCUGCUCCAGCAAUCGCCCGAGUUCGCAGACCUAGCGCGAGGCGGGCAGAAGAUAACGGGCAAGAAGCGCCGACGGCUGCUGCAUAUCAUCGCCGAGCGGAACCGGCGCCUGCAUCAGAAUAAGAUGUACGAGGAGCUGUAUAGCAUGGUUCCCGGGCUGGAGAACAGCUCGCGCUCGACGAAGAGGGAGGUCCUGUUUCGGACGGCGGACUUUCUGCAGGAUCUGCUUGGCCAGAACCAACGGCUUCAGCGGCAGUUGGCGCAGUUGUCGGUACCGAAUACACAUACACAUCAAGGGUAUAUGCUGGCGUAG
Molecule: messenger RNA, 939 nt
Organism: Aspergillus mulundensis
Lineage: Eukaryota; Fungi; Ascomycota; Eurotiomycetes; Eurotiales; Aspergillaceae
Product: putative bHLH transcription factor
Exons: 2
Coding region: 1-939 (312 amino acids)
Biological process (GO): regulation of transcription by RNA polymerase II
Cellular component (GO): nucleus
Molecular function (GO): protein dimerization activity; DNA-binding transcription factor activity, RNA polymerase II-specific; RNA polymerase II cis-regulatory region sequence-specific DNA binding
Source: RefSeq, a predicted model, not a curated record